Molecule: messenger RNA, 1191 nt
Organism: Vicia villosa (hairy vetch)
Lineage: Eukaryota; Viridiplantae; Streptophyta; Magnoliopsida; Fabales; Fabaceae
Product: (+)-neomenthol dehydrogenase-like
Exons: 5
Coding region: 137-1033 (298 amino acids)
Cellular component (GO): membrane
Molecular function (GO): oxidoreductase activity, acting on the CH-OH group of donors, NAD or NADP as acceptor
Source: RefSeq, a predicted model, not a curated record
UAUUUUAUGGAACACCAACUUUGAUUUGAACUCUUUAACCAGUAUAUUAAAACAAUUAAUGUAAACAUAACCACAAACAAACCCAUCUUUAUUUUAGUCCAUUCAUAUUUGCUAUCACUACACUCUCACCCUAUCAAUGGCAGAAACAACAAAAAGGUAUGCAGUUGUUACAGGGGCAAACAAAGGAAUAGGAUUUGCAGUAUGCAAACCAUUGGCUUCUAAAGGGAUCACUGUUGUGCUUACAGCAAGAGAUCAAAAGAGAGGUCUUGAAGCUGUUGACAAAUUGAAGCAGCUUUCUCUUCCUGGCCUUGUGGUUUUUCAUCAACUUGAUGUCACAGAUCCUGCAAGUAUUACAUCAUUUGCAGAUUUUAUCAAGAAUCAAUAUGGAAAACUUGAUAUUUUGGUAAACAAUGCUGGAAUUCCUGGAGUUCAAGUGGACAGUGAGGCUCUGGCUGCUGCUAAAUCUGCGCAGGAAAAUGGUGGCCAGAUUGAUUGGAGUAAAAUACUAACUGAUAGCUAUGAACAAACUGAAGCAGGUAUUAAAACAAACUACUACGGAGCCAAGGAAUUAACCGAAGCACUUAUUCCCCUUCUACGGCUUUCAACUUCACCAACAAUUGUCAAUGUUUCCUCAUCCAUGGGAAAGUUAGAGAAAAUUCCAAAUGGAUGGCCUAAGGAAGUACUGAGUGAUAUUGAAAACCUUACUGAAGAAAAGAUUGAUGAAGUUUUGAACAAAUUUCUAAAGGAUUUUAAAGAGGGUGCAAUAGUAGAAAACAAAGGCUGGCCUAGUAAUAUGUCUACAUACAUUAUCUCGAAAGCUGCUCUAAGUGCCUACACAAGGGUUCUGGCUAAAAAGUUUCCAUCAAUAUGCAUCAAUGCUGUUUGUCCGGGCUAUGUGAAAACAGAUAUAAACUACAAUACAGGUUAUUUGACACCUGAUGAAGGUGCUGAAUCGAUUGUGAGGUUGGCUUUGUUACCUGAUGGGAGUCCUUCUGGCCACUUUUUUGUUAGAAAUGAAGAGAAACCAUUUUGAUUGUAGAGAUCAAAAUGUGAUAGAUAUAUAAAGGGGAGUUAUGAGAUGAAGAGAACUACUCUGUAUUGAAAAUUUUCUACUUGUGUUGUACUGAAGAGAAUAAAAGUUCACUUUAUUUCCAAACACUCAAAACACCAAAAUGAACAGAAAUUGAGCCA